AUGCGCGGCAUUGAAAUCAAGAAAUAUGUCAAGAGCCCUGCGGAGCUCCAGGUGACGGAGCUGCCCGAUCCCGUGCCCAAAGACGACGAGUAUGUCAUCGAGGUGCACGCCGCGGCAGCCAACUUUUUCGAUAUCCUGCAGCUUCAGGGCCGCUAUCAGAGCCAGCCGCCCUUCCCAUGGGUCGCCGGCGCCGAGUUCGCCGGCACCGUCGUGUCCACGCCGCGCAAGAGCAAGGCCAAGCCGCGCUUCGCCGUGGGAGCGCGCGUCUUCGGUGCCGGGCAGGGCGCCUUUGCGACGAAGCUGUGCGCCAAGGAGGUCGCGCUGCUGCCCGUGCCCGAGGGCUGGUCGUUCCGGGACGCGGCGGGAUUGUUUGUCACGGCGCCGACGAGCUACGGCGCGCUGGUGGUGAGGGCGGGCGUCAAGGCGGGUGAUGUGGUGCUGGUGCAUGCGGCGGCGGGAGGAGUCGGGCUUGCGGCUGUUCAGGUCGCCAAAGCCUUUGGCGCAACCGUCAUCGCCACCGCCUCCACCCCGCGCAAACUCGAAAUCGCCAAAUCCUUCGGCGCCGACCACAUAAUCUCCUACGCCGACGCCGACUGGCCCGCCAAAGUCAAAGCCUUGACCCCAAAGUCCCGCGGCGUCGACAUCGUCUACGACCCCGUCGGCCUCGUCGACAAGUCCACAAAGUGCACCGCCUGGAACGGCCGCAUCCUCGUCGUCGGCUUCGCCGCCGGCGCCAUCGAAAAGGUCGCCAUGAAUAAGGUCCUGCUCAAGAACAUUUCGCUCGUGGGCAUUCACUGGGGCGCGUACUCGAUCCAUGAGCGCGAGACGAUUCCCAAGGUGUGGGAGGGGAUUAUGGGGUUGGUCAAGGAGGGCAAGAUUCGGGGCACCGAGUAUACGGACGAGGAGUUUGUUGGGCUGGACAGGGUCAAGGAUGCGCUCAUGGCGCUGGGAGGAAGAGGAACUUGGGGAAAAGUCGUCAUCAAGGUUCCUCAGGAGGGCAGCAGUCGGUUGUAA
Messenger RNA from Trichoderma aggressivum f. europaeum, 1014 nucleotides. RefSeq lists its product as uncharacterized. The coding region runs from base 1 to 1014 and encodes 337 amino acids. NCBI's taxonomy places the organism in Eukaryota, Fungi, Ascomycota, Sordariomycetes, Hypocreales, Hypocreaceae. The record is from RefSeq and is a predicted model, not a curated record. Gene Ontology annotation, molecular function: oxidoreductase activity; zinc ion binding. The transcript is spliced from 4 exons. Gene Ontology annotation, cellular component: mitochondrion.